Messenger RNA from Aspergillus ibericus CBS 121593, 906 nucleotides. RefSeq lists its product as uncharacterized. The transcript has 2 exons. Gene Ontology annotation, biological process: lipid metabolic process. The coding region runs from base 1 to 906 and encodes 301 amino acids. The record is from RefSeq and is a predicted model, not a curated record. Gene Ontology annotation, molecular function: phosphoric diester hydrolase activity. NCBI's taxonomy places the organism in Eukaryota, Fungi, Ascomycota, Eurotiomycetes, Eurotiales, Aspergillaceae.
AUGCUUUCCUCAUCCAUCCUCACUGGCCUAGUGCUAGGCAUGGCAUCCAUCAUGCCAGCCAUUGCGCAGUCUGCCUGCAACGGCCAGUCUGCCUACUGCGACCGCAAGUACUCCAACGUCACCCAAGUUGGCGCCCACGACAGUCCUUUCGUCGGCCUGCUCCUUUCCGAUAACCAGAAUCUCAAUGUCACCGGGCAGCUGGACCUUGGAGUCCGGUUCCUACAGGGCCAAACCCACAAGUCCUUGGUGGAUGACACCAUUCUUCUCUGUCAUACAUCGUGCUUGCUUGAGGAUGCGGGCACCCUGGAAUCCUACUUGGCCACAGUCAAGACCUGGCUGGACAGUAACCCAGACGAGGUGGUGACCCUCCUCCUCACAAAUGAUGACAGUCUUCCGGUGGCACAGUUCGGCGAUGUUUUCACCAGCGCCGGACUCAAAGAUUAUGCCUUUGUCCCAAGUUCGUCUCCGAGCACCCUGGCCAUAGAUGCGUGGCCAACCCUACGGGAGUUGAUCGGGAAUGGCACGCGGUUGGUGGCUUUCCUAGACUAUGGCGCCGAUGCGUCGACCGUCCCGUACAUCCUCGAUGAGUUUGCAUAUUUCUUCGAGACGCCCUAUGAUGUGACGGAUGCGACCUUCUCCAACUGCAGCAUCGAUCGGCCCGCCGGGGCGUCAGCCACCGGGCGCAUGUACAUUGUCAACCACUUCUUGGAUGUCGACAUCUUGGGCAUUCUGAUCCCUGAUCGGGAGCGUGCGCCCGAGACCAACGCCGUGUCAGGAUCUGGCAGCAUUGGAGCCCAGUCCGACCUGUGCGAGUCCAUGUAUGGCCGGUUGCCAAACUUCCUUCUCCUGGAUUUUGUCGACCAGGGUGAGCCAAUCGCGGCACAGAGUGCACUGAAUGGCGUAUAG